AACAUCAUUCGAAAUAUAAUUUUAAAACAAUCAUGAAGUCAUAAAAGACGCUUAUAACGAUUAAAAAAUCAGAAAAAUGGAUUAUAACAGUUUUCGGCCAACAAUUAGAAGACCUAGAUCAACAUCAUUAUAUGGUUUAUCUGAUCACUGUUAUGAUACAACCAGGAGUCGAGCAUACAGUUAUGAAGAAAAAGCACCAGUUAAUUUUGGAAGACAAUACAAUUAUUUUUAUGAAACCGAAGAAAGAUACGCGGCAGACUAUUUUUAUCCUUAUGAGAAAAUGGCCUCUUUAUUAGAAAAAUCACCAACAACAAAAGGAAAUGAUACGAACGGUUCAAUUUCAAGUGCAAGCGUAAUGAACGAUAAAAUUCAUCAUAAGGAUUUGCAAUUUUCUUCAAUAUUACGAGAAAAAAUUUCAAAUAAAGAUAAAACACAACUACUAGUUGAUAAUGAAGAAAAUUCUUGGUUAUAUGAUGUGGAUAUAUUUAGAGAAAAAUUAAAGAAUCAACAUUUUAAUACUGCCAGUAAUAUUAGUUGUCAUAAUGGUAAUGGAUUUUACAAUAAUUCUCAAAAUUUUUCUUAUUUGCAACAUAAUAAAAUCGAACAAGAAUACUCUGAUUCUUGUUAUCAGCGACCUGUAGAGAAAACUCUAAAUUUAAAUUAUGAAAACAAAUUUCAAACGCGUAGUGAAUCGGAACCUAACAAUAUUAGUGAGUUAAGAUUUUCGCCAUCUACUAUUAAAAUUAGUAAUAAUUUGAUAAAUGAACAUAGAAGUAAUGCCUCCAAAAAGCUUCCACCAACACCUCUCCAACAAUAUAGAAUACGUGGUGCCGCCCAAGAUUACUCGUUAAAUCAAAAUCAAAUCAAUAAUAAAAAUGAUAACAAGCGAACUUCACCACCGAAAGUUUUAAUAUAUAAUAAUAGUCAAACCCCUAGAUCACCAAAAACGAAGAAGUCAUUGAUAAAUUCUAGAUCAUCUGCCAGGGUUCCACAAACGGCGCGACCUUCAUCGAAAAAUCUCAAUGAAUUUAGAAGAUGUAGAACUAAAUCGCCAUCACCAACCUUUACCCGGAAUGUGCAAAAACGUUUUGAUAGCGAUGAUAAUAAUAUUGGUUUCAAAUCAAUGCGUAAAGCAAAAUCAGCAACUCCUCCACCGAGGACUUUUGAACAGUUUUCUAAUGCUGUUUUACCUAUGCCAAAAUCAGAAAUUAUAGUUCCAUUUAAUAAUAACAAUUUAGGAAAAUCACAUAAAUCGAAAAUUUCUAAUAAAAUAGUUGUAGAAAAUUGUUCAAAUUUUGAACACGAAAGAUUUAGCUCUUCAACAGAUAAGGAAAAAAAAAUUGGACAUGAACACCAGAUCAAUGAUGAAGACGAUGAUAACGAAAGUUGUUAUGAAGAUGAGGAAUAUGAAUUAAACGAUGAUUAUAUUGAAUCAUCAUCUGAUUCAGAAGAUGGUUAUAGCGGACAUGCUUUCUCUAGAUCUGAAAAAUCAGAAUCGCCGAUUUUACCUGAAAAUCAAAUUUCCAUACCUUCAGUACCAGAAUCUGUACUCGUGCCUAGUUUAUUCCCAAAUAUUCCACCAUAUUUGUCAUUUGCGACAAAUUUAGAAAAAGGUCCACCUGUACCCCCAGAACUUCAUAAAGUAUUGAAAUGGAAAUUGUCAAAAGUUAUGCCAAAAGUGGUUCGUUACACAUUAGUUAAUUCAGGCUGCCGUGUCUUAAAAAAAACAAAUGAGUGGAUGGGAACAUGGGGAAAACAUAUGAAAAGCCCAUGUUUCAGAACAAUCAGACCUUAUCAAAAAAUGAAUCAUUUACCUGGGUCAUUUAAGAUUGGGCGUAAGGACUCAUGUUGGAAAAAUUUACAAAAACAAGUUAACCGUCACGGAAAAAAGGAAUUUGGGUUCAUGCCAAAAACAUAUAUUUUUCCCCACGAUAUAAACAUUUUAAGGAAAACGUGGCCUAAAUAUCAGCAGCGUAAUAUUCGAUGGAUUAUUAAGCCGCCAGCUAGUGCUCGAGGCACCGGCAUCAGAGUAGUAUUUGCAUGGUCUCAAAUUCCAAAAAGAAAACCACUAAUUGUUCAAAGAUAUAUAGAACGUCCGUUAUUGAUUAAUGGAAGCAAAUUUGAUAUCAGAUUAUAUGUUUUAGUUACUUCAAUAAAUCCUCUUCGGGUGUAUAUGUACAAAGACGGUUUGGCUCGUUUCGCCUCAGUAAAAUAUAGCAUGAAAGCAGAAACUUUACAUGAUCGCUGUAUGCAUUUAACAAAUUAUAGUAUAAAUAAACAUUCAACAAACUAUGCUAAGAAUGAAGAUGUUAACGCAUGUGACGGUCAUAAAUGGACACUGAAAUCUUUAAUGACAUAUUUAUCAAAUACCGGAACUGAUAUAUCUACACUAUGGGUUACAAUGAAAAAUUUGGUUCUGCGCACUUUACUAGCUGGCGAAGAAGGAAUCAAUAACAUGGUUAAAAUCAAUACUGGCAGUAGAUAUAAUACGUUUGAGUUGUUUGGUUUUGAUAUAUUGUUAGAUUCAAACUUGGUACCUUGGUUAUUAGAAGUAAAUAUUUCACCUUCUUUGCAUUCGGAUUUGCCAUUAGAUAUGCAUGUUAAAGGUCCUUUAGUUCAAGCUGUUUUAAAUACAGCAUUAUAUCAUGUGCCCCCAAAGCUAUCUUCCGAAAAACAAAAAGAGAUUUGUGUUAAAACUGGAGUUAAAGGACCUCUUUGCUACGAUAAGAGACUAUAUGUAACUUAUUUAUCUCGCACAGAAAAAAUUAAACAUAACCAAUUUACAAGAAAAGAUCUAGAAGAUCGAGAUGAGUACCUGGACACUAUUUUAGAAAAUUUAACUCCAGAUGAUGUCCGUUGUUUAAUAACAUCUGAAGAUGAACUAGCACGUUGUCUUCCAUUAGAAAGAGUUUUUCCAACAAAUAAAACUUAUAAAUUAUUAAAAUAUACUGAGAGUCCCAGAUAUUAUAAUCGCCUCUUAGAUGCAUGGGAACAUCGCUAUAGUAACAAUCGUAACGCUGGUAUCAAACUUUUAAGCGAAUUAUGUGAAACAAAUUAUCAUUUACAAGUACCGCCCGUACCAGCCCAAAGGGACUCGAACAAUGAAAAAAAUAUUAACAAUAUCAGCCUCGCCAAUGAUGUUGCCAACAGCAACAGCGACAACAUCCCAAAUAGUAAAAUGGGUCAGCAACAACAAAAGCAGGGGAACGAAAUAUACAUGUUGGGCAUUAGCAAAAGCUGCAAAGAUGAGAAUAACAAAAAAGAAAUUAUUAGUACAAGAGAAACAAUUAGAGCAAAGAAUUUCAGCAAUAGAUUACAUCAAACACAAACAACAUUCAAAUCAAGAAUUCGACGAAAUUCAAAUAUAAAUAAUGUAAUUAAUCCUAUUAAAAUAACAACAUCAACCGUACCAAAUUCAAUAAUAAUAGCAACACCAUUAACAUCAUUAACUCCAACUAUAAUUGAGAGGCCAAAAAGUUAUAGUUUUUUAUAUAGCAAACAGCAGUUACAGCAACAGCAUCAACACCACGAAUGCGAACCAUCAUUGAUAUCUAAAGGCAAAUUAACUAAAACGUCUUAAUUAUUGAGAAGGAAAAAUAAAAAACUCAUUAUUAAUAUUAUUAAUAUUAAUAUAUUUAAAAAUUUUA
Messenger RNA from Condylostylus longicornis, 3647 nucleotides. Its product is annotated as tubulin monoglutamylase TTLL4-like. Gene Ontology annotation, biological process: microtubule cytoskeleton organization; protein polyglutamylation. Gene Ontology annotation, molecular function: tubulin binding; tubulin-glutamic acid ligase activity. The transcript is spliced from 9 exons. Gene Ontology annotation, cellular component: cilium. The coding region runs from base 77 to 3580 and encodes 1167 amino acids. The record is from RefSeq and is a predicted model, not a curated record. NCBI's taxonomy places the organism in Eukaryota, Metazoa, Arthropoda, Insecta, Diptera, Dolichopodidae.